UCAGUUCACUUGUUAGUGGGCGCAGAGGCAAACAAAAUACCUGAUUUCCAAGCAAUAGUUUGUUCGAACUAGAUCACUUCCAGACAUUAUGUGCAGUGCUGUCGGAUUGGUCGAAAUAAAUAAGUAAAAACUGAAUACGGAAACUGACAAAAAUCGGAGCAUGUGAGGUGUCUGUUUGUGUGAAUAUUCUGUGAUAAAUUAAAAUUACAUUGUGAUGAAAUAGUACUACCAAUAAAUAUCUACAUCCCAAUAACCAGAGCAUGAGGUAACACAACGUCGAUGCGUUCAAGGACGCUGCGCGGGCGGCUGCGGCGGCGGCCCGGCGGCUGACAUGCGUCGCUCGCGUCCUGCGUGGAGCCAUGCCGCGGCGCAAGCGGCGCGUGGCGUCGCGCCUGCGCGCCUGUCUGCGGCAGCUGGGAGCCUUCCUGUUCAGCAACGUCGGCGUCGUCGUGCUCGUCGUCGGGUAUACCAUCGCUGGAUAAGUAAAGAGCUCCACGUGUACCAAAGCAAGAUCGUGUUCGCUGUCCGGCACGGUUGGGACGGAGGCCGCUCCAGCCGGCAAUGGAGCUUCUCCUCCGCCUUCCUCUACUCCCUCACUGUCAUCACUACUAUAGGUUACGGUCAUCUGUCUCCGCGGACGAGUUGGGGCAAAAUCUCCACCAUCUUCUACGCACUCCUCGGGAUGCCGUUGUUUCUGCUCUACCUCACUAAUGUUGGUGAGCUGUUGGCGCGGUGGUUCAAAUGUAUCUAUGCACUAGUAUGCCUCUGUAGAGGGUGCCCUGGAUUCUCAAGAAGAAGGAUUGCCAGACUUCGUACUCAGUUAGAUAUUAGUGAAGCAGAGAGCAUAGAGCGGCCGGAACAUUGGAGGGAGCGGCAUGACUGGGACACGUUCUGCAGACAUCCAGACUUGAGGCAUAUGGACUAUUAUCCAGAGUUCUACGCUCCAGGCAGAUUCCCAUCAAGGCCGAGAUUCCCCACAGAAAGAAUUCCCUUGGAAAGAAUCCCGGAGAGGGCAGAAAGAAUACCCGACUUCGAAUCUGCGGGUACCCCACCACACAGAUAUUUUCAAAGGCGAGCAGACUACACAAGGAGUGCUUCGAUGCCGCAACCGUACGCGAGUGCGCCCCCCCGCGCGCCCCGCGGCUGGUCGGAACCGGCACGGAUGGACCAGGAAAGCAGCGAGUUCAGCUACGUCACCUUCGACGCUCAGACAAUCACAGUGCCUAUUAGCGUCUGCGUCGCUAUUAUGGUUGGGUAUUUAAUAUUCGGGUCGAUGAUAUUCGGGCUAUGGGAGAAGUGGGACCAGCUGGACGGCGCGUACUUCUGCUUCAUAUCGCUAAGCAGUAUUGGUUUCGGUGACUUCGUCCCGGGCGAGAGGAUAUACACUCCCCGGAUCGAGACGUCCUUCAUCGUGUGCUCCAUGUACCUGAUGCUGGGCAUGGCCCUCGUCGCCAUGUGUUUUAACCUCAUGCAGGAGCAGGUGAUACAUUACGCCGCUGGACUGAAGCGUGCCGUGAAACGAAUAUGCCGCUGUAAGAGAUGACAACGUCGUAUAUACCUUGGAAUUGUAGGUUAUACUUCAUAAUAAUAUAGUUACGUUAUUACAGGAAGCGCAUAUAAGAGCGCAACUAAGCCGCUCCUACGGGCUUAGCACCGUAAGCGCGCGACUCUUUCUCUUUCUCGCCUCGACACACGUCACCCGUCACUCUCUCACAGAACUGCAUAGAAAGAGACAGAUGAUCUCUGUUUGAGGAGCUCGGUGGCGCAGCGUUAAAACGCGCUCGGUCUGCGAUCUGUGAUGGGGGACCACUAAAAAAAAAAAAAGUUUUCAUCUCGAGCUCCUCCGUGCUUCGGAAGGCACGUUAAGCCGUUGGUCCCGGCCUCAUUAGCAGUCGUUAAUAACCAUCAAUCCGCACUGGGCCCGCGUGAUGGUUUAAGGCCCGA
Messenger RNA from Pectinophora gossypiella (pink bollworm), 1944 nucleotides. RefSeq names its product potassium channel subfamily K member 15-like. Gene Ontology annotation, biological process: potassium ion transmembrane transport; stabilization of membrane potential. The coding region runs from base 332 to 1543 and encodes 403 amino acids. Gene Ontology annotation, cellular component: membrane. Gene Ontology annotation, molecular function: potassium ion leak channel activity. Lineage: Eukaryota; Metazoa; Arthropoda; Insecta; Lepidoptera; Gelechiidae. The transcript is spliced from 10 exons. The record is from RefSeq and is a predicted model, not a curated record.